This is a messenger RNA of Caenorhabditis remanei, 363 nucleotides long. RefSeq lists its product as uncharacterized. Lineage: Eukaryota; Metazoa; Nematoda; Chromadorea; Rhabditida; Rhabditidae. The transcript is spliced from 2 exons. Bases 1 to 363 code for a protein of 120 amino acids. The record is from RefSeq and is a predicted model, not a curated record.
AUGGUUCAGAACGGUGCAAGAGGAGUCCACCGAAACCCCCGUUCGUGGAGACACCGACCUCUAACCACAGCAUUCCUCAAAUCUGCAUUCUUCGAAUACUGCUUCAUUACUUAUAAAGAUUUUAACAAUGCCCACGAAAUACCAACAUUUUUUGGACUCCCGUAUUUCGUCGAUCCAAAUAACACAACUGUUCAACGUUGGUCAUUCAAGUACCCGAAUUCAUGCAAAGAUAAUCUGCUUAUCGUGGUUCGACCGAAUUCUCAAAACAUCCACUUCUGGUUUCACUUCAUCAACCAAGUUCAUGAGUUUUUUGCAUAUUCUUCGGAGAAGGAGUCUGAAAUUACUUGGUGUGCCGCUGUGUAA